UUGACUCACCCUUGUAAUAGCACCAAAUUCAUAACAGCUAAAUUUGUACCUUCUGUCUGUCCAAUUCAGUUCCCUCUGUUCAAUCAUUUCAGAAAAUAGUUUGAAUGAUUGUUUUCUUACAGCCAUUUAAAAAUCUAUUUUAUUAUUGAGCAGUAAACAGUUUGUGUUGGAUGAAGAGCAUCUCAUUUUACAAUGUCAAACAAGUAACACAGCAGCAGUGUUCUAUCACUGUUUUUACUUUGAUUUCUCACCAAAUACACUCUUACUCUCUACCUAUGUGUGUAUGUUUAAUUCUAUCUGCACGGCUGGUGAAUAAAAUGAGAAUGGUGUCAUUACAGCAACUGCCUCAACACUCCGAGAUUACUGCUUAAAUAUCCACCUUUUAUAAGACUCAUUAGAAGGUUCUAGAAAGUUAGAUCAUAUGAUGGCUUGAUGCUGAUUGGUCAGUUAAUCAGCCAAUCAUAUGAAAUGACAGUGAUCUCCACAUGGCAUUCACUUGGCUGUCCAUCAAUUUGGUUUUGAAUUUGCUACAUGUGCAAUACCUUAACCACUAAGCCGCACAUUCACCAAAUACUCUUUGCACCCUCUCUCUCCCUCUCAGUCUCUCCCCAUAUUUGUACAUUUAAUUUUAAUAAGUUACUUUGGAUCUUUGUGGGUUUUCAUCACUGUUUACAAUAUUGUUCCAAUUGUUUUCAAAUUUGGUAAAUGGAUUAAGGUUUGUAUACUAAUUAUGAAAAUGAAAUUCAUUUUUCCUUGCAAAAUUUGGAUAUUUAAGCCAAUCAGAAGCGAGUAUUUUACAUACCACCAUGGCGAAAAUUUCUAUUUCCAUAGUAACCAAAGCAAAGAUGCACCACGUGUUGCAUAACUGGUUGCAAAGAAAUGUUUCCCAAGUAACCAAAGAUGCUGCACAUGCGCACAAGGAGGAGAAGAAGAUACAAGAAAGAUUAUUUUAUAAAAUCCUAGUUUAAUCUUUUGACAUGCCGAUGCCACCAUCCCCUCCCCCUAAUGUUAGAAGAAGCAGCAAAUGUGCUGUUUUCUGAUUGGCUGAAAAUUCUGAAAAUUAUCAAACUUUGAAUACCUAUAACAUUUUUGCAAAUUUUUUCUAGAAUAAAUAAAUAACAAAUUCGGGUUCAACAUCAUAAAUUACAUCUAUAUGAUACAAUAAAAAUUUUUUUUAAAAGAUAAUUGUAAACAAUGACGAAAACCACAAAGAUCCAUUACUUUCUUGACAAUGCUACUAAUGUGUUCACAUUUAGUCAAUUGUAUGUUUCUCAGAGUUGGGGAUCCAUCAGCCAGACAGAUUUUAGCUGGUCAACGUCAAUUUACUAUGCCAAGAAGAUCUCACAAGGAAUCCAAUUAUGAAAAUAAUUUAUUAAAAAAGACAGAGAAAAUGAGCCACAAAAUAUAUCAGACCAUGGACAAGUAAACCCAAAUGACACUAAAGACAAAUACAAUAAAUGGAAAGAGUCCUUUGUAAGCAUGAUAAAUGAUGAUGAAGGUUUCAGUAUAUUUCGAGACUACCUUACUUCUCAAUACUGUGAUGAAAACUUAGAUUUCUGGAAAGCAGUUGAAGACUUCCGAAUCGAACCUGAUGACACCCAAAUUCGUGCCCGGGCUGGUGCCAUUUAUAAAAGAUUCAUCAUGAAGGGAGCACCACGUUGUAUAAAUUUGCGCUCAAAAAGUCGUGAAAAACUUGGUGAACAGUUGAAAGGCCCAAUUACCCGAUCUUUCUUCGAUGAAAUGCAGAAAGAAAUUUUAGAAGUUAUGCAAAGGGACCCUUAUCAGAGGUUCUUGAGAUCGGAGUAUUAUCGAAACUUAUGUACAUAGAUUCAUAUGAAGAUGGUUGGAGGGGAGGGGGGGGGGCUUACUAAUACCACAACUACCAUUGUCAUCACCACUGUUAACACUACCAUCAUUACUACCACCACUAGUUACUAUCACUACAACUAUUGCCUCCAACACAAACACUAACACUAUAAACCAACAAAAGAGCCUCUAUGUGGUAUAUCAAACUGCUAGAAAUAGCAGCUUAAUCUCUCUAAAUUCCCCAUAGCCAUAAAAAAAAGGACGGCACAUUUGACAAUGUAGCCUUAGAUGCACAAUGCCUGAAAACAAAAUUGAAUGAUUAUGGCCGGAACACCUUUUGAUCAUUAUUCUGCUCAACUUUAACUGACAUACAGCUAAAAACAACUCUCUGCUACUAUUAUUAUGAUUGCCACUCCCAAUAUGACCUCUACCACUUCUCUUCUGUCAACCAGUCAAAAUAUGGCAGUGAACAUCACUCUGAAUACAAUUACCAAAACUACUCUGAUGCAAUAACAAAUAGUCUCUAUCAACAUCACCAUUACCAUGCUACUACCAAACUACUCCUGGACCAACCAACCAGCCAACCAACCAUUCAUUAUGCUGAACAAUCACCAUCUUCAUCAUCACCACUACCAACCCCAUCGCUAUAUCUAUAUCUAUAUGCUAACACACUGAGUUCGAAUUCCACCGAGGUCGACUUAGCCUCUCAUCCUUUUGGAGUCAAUAAAACAAGUACCAGUUGAA
Messenger RNA from Octopus bimaculoides (California two-spot octopus), 2550 nucleotides. RefSeq names its product regulator of G protein signaling 4. Lineage: Eukaryota; Metazoa; Mollusca; Cephalopoda; Octopoda; Octopodidae. The record is from RefSeq and is a predicted model, not a curated record.